AUGCAUACAAUCUCCAUCGACCUAGCAGACUUGAGAUCUUUAAAAAGCUACAAUGAUGAUUUUUCCUAUCUACUGGUUGUCAUUGACGUUUUGAGCAAGUUUGUCUGGGUUGAACCACUUCAAAGUAAAACUGCAUCUGAGGUUAAAGAAGCAUUUGAACGAAUUCUUCAUAGAACUGGUGGUAGGAUGCCAGUCUACCUGCAGAGUGACAAAGGAAAGGAAUUUAUUGGUAAAGUUUUUCAAAAAUUCUUGUCAGAUCUUGAAAUACAAUUUCGUGUUACACGAGACUCUCGUAUAAAGGCUGCCAUUGCUGCACGUUUCAAUCAUACGAUCAAAGAGCGUCUGUGA
Messenger RNA from Belonocnema kinseyi, 348 nucleotides. RefSeq lists its product as uncharacterized. The record is from RefSeq and is a predicted model, not a curated record. The transcript has a single exon. Gene Ontology annotation, molecular function: nucleic acid binding. Gene Ontology annotation, biological process: DNA integration. NCBI's taxonomy places the organism in Eukaryota, Metazoa, Arthropoda, Insecta, Hymenoptera, Cynipidae. Bases 1 to 348 code for a protein of 115 amino acids.